Scatophagus argus is the source of this 4434-nucleotide messenger RNA. It is a transcript of the gene chdh, whose product is annotated as choline dehydrogenase. The record is from RefSeq and is a predicted model, not a curated record. Gene Ontology annotation, molecular function: flavin adenine dinucleotide binding; choline dehydrogenase activity. The transcript is spliced from 10 exons. Bases 214 to 2115 code for a protein of 633 amino acids. Lineage: Eukaryota; Metazoa; Chordata; Actinopteri; Scatophagidae. Gene Ontology annotation, cellular component: mitochondrial inner membrane.
AAGUUUUACCAAACAUGCCUAACACGCAUUUCCACAACAAGGUACAAAACAACGCAGGGUCGGUCGCUCAGCACUGUCCGCGAAGUUCUCCUCCUUUCCCCUUAACUGCCGAAUCGGAAGCUAACUUGACAGUUUCCUCGUCUCGGUGAGUGCUGGUGUCCACUUUCAGGGCUAAAAGAGUAAGUGAAUGAGGAAAACCCCCCCAGGACCAGGAUGUUGUCUUUGGCCAAAUUUUGCCAAACUGGAGCUCGACAAGUUGUGACACAAGCAAGAUUUAUGAGGGAUGGCAAAUGCCAGUUUACCUUUUUGCCAGAGUGGCGAUUUGUCUCCAGGGACAGAAACAUGGGCCGCUUCUUUUCUUGCUCCCUCUUCAACUGUUUCAGAUGCUUUAGUGCCACACCUGCAAAUUUGAAUGCUUCAUCAUCACCUGCAGCCAGUAAAACCCCAUCCUACAGUUAUGUCAUCGUUGGAGCAGGGUCUGCGGGCUGCGUUCUUGCAAACCGCCUCAGUGAGGAAUCCCAUGAGUCUGUGCUGCUACUGGAGGCUGGGCCUAAGGAUAUGCUGCUUGGCAGCUUACGACUGUCAUGGAAGAUCCACAUGCCAGCUGCGCUGACCUACAACCUCUGUGAUGACAAAUAUAACUGGUACUAUCACACUUUACCUCAGGCCCACAUGGACAACCGGGUGUUGUACUGGCCAAGAGGCCGUGUCUGGGGCGGGUCCUCUUCACUAAAUGCUAUGGUGUACAUCCGUGGACAUGCUGAAGAUUACAACCGCUGGCAGAGGGAGGGAGCCAAGGGCUGGGAUUAUGAACAUUGUCUGCCUUACUUCAGGAAAGCUCAGUGUCAUGAGCUGGGAGAAAACAGGUACCGAGGAGGCAGUGGACCUCUUCAUGUGUCUAGAGGGAAAACCAACCAUCCCCUUCACCAGGCAUUUAUUGAGGCAGGGCAGCAGGCAGGAUACCCCUUCACUGAUGACAUGAAUGGAUACCAACAGGAGGGCCUGGGCUGGAUGGAUAUGACCAUUCACAAAGGGAAGAGGUGGAGUACAGCCAGCGCCUACCUGAGACCUGUCCUGUGUAGACCCAAUCUGAAGGCAGAGGUGUGCUGUCUGACCACCAAGAUCCUAUUUGAUGGCACCCGUGCUGUGGGCGUGGAGUACACGCAGAAUGGACAAAAGAAAAGGGUGUUUGCAGAUAAAGAGGUGAUAUUGAGCGGAGGAGCCAUCAAUUCCCCUCAGCUUCUUAUGCUGUCUGGUGUUGGAAAUGCAGAUGACCUAAAACAACUUGACAUCCCUGUGGUUCAGCACUUGCCAGGUGUUGGCAGUAACCUGCAGGAUCAUUUAGAGCUGUACGUGCAGCAGCAGUGCACUCAGCCCAUCACCCUAUACAAGGCCCAGAAACCUUUCCACAUGGUCAAGAUAGGGCUGGAGUGGCUCACCCUCUUCACUGGUUAUGGAGCAACAGCCCACUUGGAGAGUGGAGGCUUCAUCCGCAGUCGGCCGCACGUCACGCACCCCGACAUCCAGUUUCACUUCCUGCCCUCGCAGGUCAUUGACCACGGACGAGUUGCCUCCAAGAUAGAGGCGUAUCAGGUUCAUGUCGGACCAAUGAGAAGUGCCAGUAUUGGCUGGAUGAAACUGAAGAGCGCCAACCCUCUGGAUCACCCCAUUCUGCAGCCAAACUAUCUCUCCACCGAUAUCGAUGUAUGGGAAUUCAGGGAAUGUGUCAAACUCUCUAGAGAGAUUUUUGCCCAGAAGGCCUUUGACCUAUUCCGUGGUCCCGAAGUCCAGCCCGGUCCUCAGGUCCAAUCCGACGCCGACAUCGACACUUUUGUCCGCCGAAAAGCUGACAGUGCCUACCACCCAUCUUGCACCUGUAAGAUGGGCUCCCCAAGUGAUCCAAUGGCGGUCGUCGAUUCAAAUACACGCGUUCUGGGUCUAGAGCGCCUGCGCGUGGUGGAUGCUUCCAUCAUGCCCAGUAUUGUCAGCGGCAACCUGAACGCUCCGACCAUCAUGAUAGCAGAGAAGGCUGCUGACAUCAUCAAAGGUCGCCCUCCUCUCGUGGACCCAGGGGUCCCCGUGUACCAACCGCCAACACUCGAGACGCAGAGAUGAACCAAGAGAAUGAGGAACAACAGCUGGUACCCUUUUAGCACAAGAGUAUAAAGGUAGAAGCAGUUUGCAUCAUAAUCGGUAUGCAACAACAGCAUUGAACAUUUCAUCAUGUGUUUGAUUGGGAUCUCAUCACUUUGGCCUUGGUCUGAUAAUAUUAAUCAUAAAGGGCUGAUCUACAUAUUUAAAUUGAAGUCAGUAAUGCUGUUGAAUACUAUUGAUUUUAGCAGUGUACAUCUGAAAUCAUUUGAUUUUCCAUUCUAAACCAUGAUCACAAUUUUUAGGAAUGCUAAAGCUAAUGUGAACCCUGAUAAUGGUUUCCGCACCUGCCUAGUUUAGCGAGCUUUCAAUGACUAAAGCUAAGUUUUUGCUCAGGUUAACUGGAUUGACUCCUCAAAUAGCAGCACAAUGGACCAGCCCACUCCAAGGAUCAGCAGAUUUCAACACUCAUUUUAUAAGACUGAACUCUGUAAAACUGACUUACAACCAGACUAAAACUUUAUAAUGUCAUUUGGGUGCUCAUACUUCCUGAUUACUCAAUAUGGUUGCCAGGAAGGGUGCUGAGCAUUUGUAAAGCGACUGUGAAUGUAAUGGAAAAUUGUACCUUGUAAAAUUUACCAUAAUUUGCUUACUAUUACCAUGCUGAAUGUGAACAAUGUACAAACUAUGACAUGUUACGUGCGUGCACACACACACUUUGAAGUUCAUAAAUCUUACUCAAUACUACAGCGAACUAAACCUUAUUGAACAACUGACAUAAAUUUCGACCACACUUCGUUAUCGUGAGAUGCUCCACAGUUAGUUUUCCAGUGAAACUGCACAGCAUGCAAAAAACUCUAAUUUCACGAUGGAAAUUGGAAUUCUGGCACAAUUUCACAGUGUCUUUUCAUCAAAGUUUUCACCCACAAUCAGUCAACAGCCAAAGUCUUGAGUGGUUGUUGCUCUUGUUAUCUUGUUAUCUGACUGGUGAUCAACAAACCUUGUUUUUAUUCUGCUGGGACUGUUUACUCAGUCCCAGCAGCUGUUUUUGUGUUUAAUGCAGUUUGCUGGCUGCUACUACUCACGCUGUGGUCGGAUCUAAGUACAGUCAGGCUGCAAUCAUCAUCCCUGGAAAGAUAGUAAAUGUGAUGUUGUGAAACCAUAGUUUGUAUGGUUCUUGUUUUGUGGGCAAGGCAGAGAAACAUGUUUGAGCCCAUUUUUCCCAGGAACAUAAGACUCUAAGUCUAUGUCUCAGUUCCUGGCAGCUGUGGCAAACAGCCACACGUUGUUGCUGAAAACACUAGGCAAAUGGGCUGUGGAUCAUAACACUAGUAAAGAGGAGUUAAAGAGAGGACAGUCAAACUAAAACAAAGCUGCCUUUUGAUUCAGGCUAGUCUGGUAGCUGUUGAAUCUCAGAAGAAAUGAAUCCAAAUUACAGCUCAGAAUAUCAAAUCUAGCUAACAGAUCUUGUGUUAAUACUCUUGAUGUAAAAUAUAAAAUAUAGAACACACAGUAAAACAUUUUUUCCACACAUUUUUAAACAUGUUUACAAAAUGUUUACAAAAAAACUUUGGAGGAUGGCUGUGUAUAGCUGACUAUAUAAUACCGUCGGCGCCUGUAAGAUCAUCAUGUUCCAAUGUCAGUGUGAACACUUUAUUAGUCACAUAUACAAUAUGUGACUAAUCAAGUGUCUCCCUGUGUGGUCCAGACAUUACUGAUGCACUGUGGUGCUGAGAAGAUUUUAGAACCAGCUUCACUGUAAAACUAAGUGCUAGAAUGAAUUCUAAUCGUCUUAAGCUUUGCACUACACUAUGAAGUAUGUUAAUUACUGUGACAAUUAUUGUUUACAACAUAUGCAGUGUUACAGAUACUUGAGUGUUAAAUCAACUUUUUCUUAAAUGUACUAAUGAAGGAGUAACAUGACUCGCAGAGGGAAAAUUCUUGUGAAAAUUCUUCUAACCCGUAUGUUUGAAUAUGUGUUUGUUUUGUUUUUUCUUCACUGUAGACAAACACUUUAGACUGACCUUGUCCUUGUGACUUUAUUAAUGAUCCUUACAAAAAUCUUCAGCAGAUUUGUUGUCAUUUCAGGCAGGAAUUCAAAUAUACAAAACAGGGUUUUUGUUUUCCAUGGUACAAAAUCUAUAGGAUACUAGUACAUAUGCUACAAAGUAGAUAGAGCUAUGUUUUUUAUUUCCACACAACAAAUGGGUAGAAAGCAAAAAUCUUCAAGUUCAUCACUUACUUUUUAUGAACACUGUACAGAUUUUAUACAUACAUAGUUUUCAUUUAAUCUGUAAAGCAGUGAAACGGUACAAAAAAUAAAGCUGUAAGUUGCACAACAAA